Molecule: messenger RNA, 1290 nt
Organism: Diaporthe amygdali
Lineage: Eukaryota; Fungi; Ascomycota; Sordariomycetes; Diaporthales; Diaporthaceae
Product: peptide chain release factor 1
Exons: 2
Coding region: 1-1290 (429 amino acids)
Biological process (GO): translational termination
Molecular function (GO): translation release factor activity
Source: RefSeq, a predicted model, not a curated record
AUGUUGGCAGCAUCAUGGGUGUCUCUGCGCUGUCUGAGGUCGCAAACGCCCUCGAUAUCGCGUCAAUUCCUGAGGAGGGCUAGUACAGACUCUCCGUACAAUCUUCCGACCGUCCUUCUCGAGCGCGCCCGCAAGCUCGCAGUCGAACAUGGCCAACUAAGUCAGCAGCUUGCCGAUUCUUUCGACUCCAAAAUCUCAAAGCGCGCUGGCGAGAUAGCUGGCGUCGCAACGGCCCUGAGAGAAUGGGAGGCGGCACAGUCCUCCUUGUCUGAGCUGAGCGGCCUUCUGCAGUCCAAAGACGCUGAGAUGCGUGAAAUGGCACAAGAAGAGCUCCAGGCGACUCACGAGCAUCUGGGCACUCUUGGCCACAAGCUCUCAGCGAGCCUGACACCCAAGGACCCCUACGCAGACUUGCCCUGCAUUCUCGAGUUCCGGCCUGGCCCUGGCGGUGUAGAAGGGCGAUUCUUCACAGAUACUCUGUUCAAAAUGUACCAGCUGUAUUGCCAGCGCAAGGGUUUCCGUACAAAGGUCGUCAAGUACGAGACAGCAGAAGGCGCGGGGGAUAUGAAAGGCUCUGAUGGGGAGUUACCCCUACAAGAGGCGGUGUUGGAGGUCCAGGACAUGGGCGCCUACGAUAUCUUCCGUGCUGAAGCAGGAAUACAUCGGGUGCAGCGUGUGCCCGUGACGGAGAACAAGGGCCGAACGCACACCAGCGCGGUGGCCGUGUGGGUCUUGCCAUCUUUCCCCGAGAAUGGUGCCGGUGCAGGCGAUUACAACAACCCGGAAAGCGAUUUCUACAUCGAUUCGACCGAGGUCAGGACUGAGACUAUGAGGGCGAGAGGAGCAGGUGGCCAGCACGUCAACAAGACGGAGUCAGCUAUCCGUUUGACGCACACUCCAACCGGCAUCACGGUCAGCAUGCAGGAUCAGCGGUCGCAACAGGCCAAUAGGGACGCGGCUUGGAAGAUUUUGCGGUCAAGAAUAGCUAUCGCUCGCCGUGAGGCCAGGGAGGAAGAGGCGAAGAGCUUGAGGGACAGCGUCCUGUCCAAAGACAAGAUCACGCGUGGUGACAAGAUACGGACGUACAACUACAGUCAGGAUCGAUGCUCGGACCACAGGAGUGGGCUUGAUGUCAACAACCUCCCAGAUGUGCUCGAGGGUGGCAGGACCCUUGACAGGGUCCUGGAUAGUGUCAAGGAGUGGCGUUUGGGCAAGGACAUCGAAGCUGUCAUCGAGGAAGAGGAGGCUGCUGUCGCUUCAGACGCGAAGAAAGCGGCCAAAAAGAAAUAG